Molecule: messenger RNA, 1743 nt
Organism: Paralichthys olivaceus (Japanese flounder)
Lineage: Eukaryota; Metazoa; Chordata; Actinopteri; Pleuronectiformes; Paralichthyidae
Gene: fam113
Product: family with sequence similarity 113
Source: RefSeq, a predicted model, not a curated record
ACCCUGGUGGAGCUCUUGAGAAUAGUGACAUUUCCCACAGCCAGCGAAGGCGGCACCUGAUUGCGUUCACCUGUGUGUAGCGGAAAGAUGGCGGGGUCGAAGAAAACUAGGGAGAUGAUGGAGUGUGUGAGCCACCAGCAGGUCCGCCAGUUGCUCCAUAACAAGUUCAUCGUGGUGCUGGGAGACUCCAUUCAGAGGUCUGUAUACAAGGACCUUGUUCUGCUGCUACAAAAGGAGAAAUAUCUAACCUUACAACAACUCAGGAGCAAGGGCGAGAUGAGCUUUGAAAUGGACUGCCUAGUAGAAGGUGGCUUUCUAAGCCAAUUGCACAAUGGAACAGAUUACAGAGAGGUCCGUCAGUUUCAGUCCGACCACCACCUGGUCCGCUUCUACUUUGUGACACGCAUCUUCUCUCGCUACAUGCAGAGCAUCCUAGAUGACUUCCACAAUGGCUUGAAACCAGAUGUAGUCAUUGUCAACUCCUGUGUUUGGGAUAUCUCAAGAUACAAGUCCAAUUGGGUUGAUGACUACAAAGAGAACUUGCGUACGUUCUUUAACAAGCUGAGUGGUAUCCUGCCUGAGGAAACCUUGGUCAUGUGGAGCCUCACUAUGCCUUUAGCAGAGAGAAUCAAAGGUGGUUUCCUGGUGCCUGAGAUUGAGCACAUUGCCCCCCACCUGCGUUAUGAUGUGAUCGAAGCUAACUUCUGCAGCGGGACUCUGGCUAACGCCUAUGGGAUAGACGUGUUGGACCUACACUACCAGUUCCGCUUUUCUCAGCAGCAUCGCACGAAGGAUGGAGUCCACUGGAAUGCACUUGCCCACCGCAGGAUAACCUCCCUGCUGUUACAGCACGCUGCACAGGCCUGGGGCGUCAACAUGCCCUGUCAACUGACCACUGUUGAACAUACUGAAGUUACUGUUCCUCAGCCAGUCUAUGGAAAGGCUUCCAACCCUGCAGGUACGACAUCAGGAGUGUGUCACGCAGGGUAUGCCCCUAACUACUGCUGCCCGGCUCCCACCAACUAUUUUUCCAGCAUUGAGAGAAAUUACCAAAGCUACAGGGAGGAGUUCAGCAAUAAUUCCCUCCCCUUACACUGCUACAACUUUGAGGACAACCACCAGCAGCAACGAACAUAUCGCCACAGGCCUGCCCUCCCACCACAGUUUCACAGAGAAUCUGUCCACAGACGCAAGUAUGACCAACAUGGACAGGGUGGAAAUGGUUUCCACUACAGACCUCACCACAGCCACGAUCGCUACAAUGAGCACCAUCAUCAGUAUGUGAUGAAGAGCCGACGCAGCAGACACCACUUUGCUCCAUACGCCCACCACAGACCAGAUCACUACCCCAGACAUGGCAGUUACUACUGAGCUGUUUAACAAGUAUUCAAAGUUCAAAGUGUUACCUUCAUCAUCCUGUAGGAUAUUAUUCCACAAGUCAGCAAUGUUCUCUGAACCAUACACAGGCUUUUAAGCAGCAGGAAGUGUUGAACCUCACUGCUCAUUUCACACUCAAUUUUAUCUAACCCAGCGAGUGUCCCUAUACGUAUACAGUACCUUUUUAUUUUAUCAUAUUGUAAAUUAGUUCUUUUAUCAGUUUGGUUUCAUGUAUGUUCUUCUGACAAAAAAUAGUUUUUUUAAAAGUAUUUUUCAUAUUUUUUUUUUACAUUCUGCACUUAAAAUGUAUAUGGUGAUUUGUUCUAUUAAAGCUGAAGCUAAGAUUUCCGAACAGCUUUUGGAUUA